AUGUACGAUGAUGCUGUAAUAAUCAGGCAGUCGGAGAAAGAGGAUGAGCCGUGUGUGAUUACUGUGAAUUGUCCGGACAAGACUGGUUUGGGCUGUGAUCUUUGCCGGAUAAUACUGUUUUUUGGACUCACAGUUGUUAGAAUUGACGUGUCGACUGAUGGGAAAUGGUGCUACAUAGUUUUCUGGGUAUUUGGCAAACCGAGCACUCGAUGGAGCUUGUUGAAAAAAAGAUUAAUGGGGGCAUGCCCAUGUUUACUAUUGGCUUCUGGGAUUUCAUACUAUGGGGACGAUUGCAAAUCACCUAAGCCAGAAGAUGUUUUUCUUUUGAGAUUCUGUUGUAAUGAUCGUCUGGGCCUUCUGCACGAUGUAACUAAAGUUCUCUGUGAGCUCGAGCUUACAAUAGAGAGAGUGAAGGUCUCAACAACUCCGGAUGGAAAAGUCAUGGACCUCUUCUUUGUAACCGACACAAGGAAACUUCUGCACACAAAAACGAGAAAAGACGACACUUUCGACCAUCUAAAAGCAAUUAUUGGAGAUGCAAAUAUCAGUUGCGACAUAGAGCUCGUGGGCCCCGAGACUGUGUCCUCUUCUUCUCAAGAACCCUCGUUUGUUUCGGACUCGAUUGCCCGUAAAAUGUUCGGUAUGGAUAAUCUGGACGAAAGUCGAGUCGAUUCAGUUGCAUUCAAAUGCCCAUCCAUCACUAUUGAUAACUCGUUGAGUCCUUCCCACACGCUCGUCCAAAUCAUUUGCGAGGACCAUAAAGGCCUUUUGUACGAUAUCAUGCGGACUUUGAAGGAUUACAACAUACAGAUUUCGUAUGGUCGCCUCACAAAGAAAGGGGAUACCGAAUGCGAGCUUGAUUUAUUCAUCAUGCAAGAAGAUGGUAAGAAGAUAGUUGACCAAGGCAAGCAGAGCACGUUGACCGCCCGUCUCGAGAUCGAGCUCAGCCGACCCCUGAGAGUGGGCCUGAUCAGCCGUGGGCCGGAUACCGAGCUUCUGGUCGCGAACCCGAUCGAGCUAUCGGGAAAGGGCCGCCCUUUAGUUUUCCACGAUAUAACCCUCGCUCUCAAGUUGCUUAACAAACCAAUCUUUUCGGCUGAAAUCGGAAGGUAUGAAAUUGGCGGUCGUGAGUGGGAGGUUUAUCGGGUUCUACUCGACGAAGGAGAAGAUAGCUCGAUUUCGGAGGAAGAUAUUAAAAAGACUGUCUGGAAGAUGUUAAUGAGUUGGGAGGAACACUAA
Messenger RNA from Striga hermonthica, 1239 nucleotides. The record is from the annotation of a GenBank genome assembly. Lineage: Eukaryota; Viridiplantae; Streptophyta; Magnoliopsida; Lamiales; Orobanchaceae.